Molecule: messenger RNA, 1996 nt
Organism: Theobroma umbraticum
Lineage: Eukaryota; Viridiplantae; Streptophyta; Magnoliopsida; Malvales; Malvaceae
Gene: CDKE;1
Product: cyclin-dependent kinase E;1
Biological process (GO): protein phosphorylation
Cellular component (GO): mediator complex; nucleus
Molecular function (GO): protein serine/threonine kinase activity; ATP binding
Source: RefSeq, a predicted model, not a curated record
AAACGAAGACCCAAUUAAAAAUCCCCACUUUCCCUACUCUUCCCUGAGACCCUUCUUCCUGGCUCAUUUUUCCAUUUUAGCAACUGGAAGAAUCAGAUAAAAGAUAAUUAAUAUUUCUUUCAGUUUCAGCCUUAUUUAUUUUACUUUAUUGUUUAAACAGUUUGAUUCGAGGAACCCUAGUUUCCCCAACUUCAAAGACUAAUCGAAAAGGUUCAAGCUUUGGGAGAAGGUCAUUUCCGAAACGGAGACUCUCGAUUGAACCCGUGGCAUGCAAUAUCUGAAGCGAUGCCGUCGUCCUUCUUAUUCAACAAAUUUUGUGGGAAUCACAUUUAUGAGCUGGAAUAGGAGAUCCUGGCGUUAUGAGCUUAUCAUCUUGGUGUGGUGAGCUGUAUAGUUAGGUGCUGAUAGUUCAUGCCAUAAAAGGACCGGAACCAUGGGAGAUGGUAAUAAUACCUCGGGCAGAGGCAUUGCAGCCAACAAUACUACCUCGUCCAGCAAUAGUGAGAAGCCAGAAUGGCUGCAGCAGUACAAUCUGCUUGGAAAGAUUGGUGAAGGUACUUAUGGUCUUGUGUUCCUGGCAAGAAUCAAGUCUCAAACAAAUCGAGGAAAGUGCAUUGCCAUAAAGAAGUUCAAACAGUCCAAGGAUGGGGAUGGUGUAUCACCCACUGCCAUUCGUGAAAUCAUGUUGCUUCGGGAGAUUACACAUGAGAAUGUUGUGAAGCUUGUGAAUGUACACAUUAAUCACGCAGAUAUGUCGUUAUAUCUGGCUUUUGAUUAUGCUGAAUAUGACCUCUAUGAAAUCAUUAGGCACCACCGGGACAAGGUUAACCAUGCCAUCAACCAGUACACCGUUAAAUCAUUGCUCUGGCAGCUGCUUAAUGGACUGAACUAUCUCCACAGCAACUGGAUCAUACAUAGAGAUCUAAAGCCAUCAAAUAUAUUGGUUAUGGGUGAUGGUGAUGAACAAGGAGUAGUCAAAAUUGCUGAUUUUGGACUGGCAAGGAUUUAUCAAGCUCCCUUGAAGCCAUUAUCUGAAAAUGGUGUGGUCGUAACUAUUUGGUAUCGUGCACCUGAGUUGCUUCUUGGUGCGAAGCACUAUACUAGCGCUGUUGAUAUGUGGGCUGUUGGAUGCAUUUUUGCUGAGCUUUUGACUUUGAAGCCACUUUUUCAAGGAGCAGAAGCCAAAUCCACGCCAAAUCCUUUUCAACUUGAUCAGCUGGACAAGAUAUUUAAGAUUUUAGGCCAUCCCACCCUAGAAAAGUGGCCUACGCUUGGAAAUCUUCCACAUUGGCAGUCAGAUUCGCAGCACAUUCAAGGACACAAGUAUGAUAAUGCUGGACUUCAUAGUGUUGUCCAUCUUUCUCUCAAAAGUCAUGCAUUUGACCUCUUAUCUAAAAUGCUUGAAUAUGAUCCUCGAAAGCGUAUUACAGCAGCGCAGGCCUUAGAGCAUGAGUACUUUAGGAUUGAACCCCUACCAGGUCGCAAUGCACUGGUACCCAGCCAACCUGGAGAGAAAAUAGUCAAUUAUCCUACUCGUCCGGUAGACCAGAACACUGAUUUUGAAGGGACGACUAGCAUUCAACAAUCACAACCCGUGUCAUCUGGAAAUGCAGUUGCUGGCAACAUGGGAGGUGCUCAUGCAGGGAGAAAUGGUUCUGUCAAUCGGCCUAUGCCAGCUCCCAUGCAAAGAAUGCCUCAGGGCAUGAUGGCUUAUAAUUUCCCAGCUCAGGCUGGAGUUGCUGGUGGAAUGAAUCCAGGAGGCAUCCCAAUGCAGCGGAAUAUUGCUGCCCAAGCCCAUCAGCAGCAACAGUUGAGAAGGAAAGAUCCAGGAAUGAACAUGCCUGGAUACCCUCCACAGCAAAAAUCAAGACGCCUGUAAGAACUGAACAUCUAAUGUGUUGAUCAUCGGAAUGUAAUUGAGCAAGAUGUUGUAUUCUUUCAAUUUCAGUAUAAGAUUAAACUUAUUUUAUGGAAUUUACAACCUGUUGACCUACGA